This is a messenger RNA of Rasamsonia emersonii CBS 393.64, 2502 nucleotides long. Its product is annotated as Nucleoside transporter. Lineage: Eukaryota; Fungi; Ascomycota; Eurotiomycetes; Eurotiales; Trichocomaceae. Gene Ontology annotation, molecular function: transmembrane transporter activity. The transcript is spliced from 13 exons. Gene Ontology annotation, cellular component: plasma membrane; fungal-type vacuole membrane. The record is from RefSeq and is a predicted model, not a curated record. The coding region runs from base 1 to 2502 and encodes 833 amino acids. Gene Ontology annotation, biological process: transmembrane transport.
AUGUCGUCACCACCAACUUCCAAGCGGAUCAAAACAUCCGUCGUCCCCAGCUCACCCUCACGCUCAGUAGCCCAACAGCAGCCUGCCACGCUCGCCGGAUCCACUCCGACUCAAGGGUUUCCCGUACCAGCGCAGCCUCCGCAGCAGCCGAUACAACCCUCGAACCCGCGCAAGCGACGCUCAUCGCCAGAGCAGGUUCCUGCCUCAACCACAACCAUGGCCGCACCCCCCACCUCCACUGGCACCAGCAGCGACGCAGCCGAUCCGACUGCCGGCGCGACCACCUCGGAGCCCCCGCCGAAGAAGAAGGGGCGGACCAACACACCCUGGACCGCAGAGGAGGAACAGAGGCUGAAGGCUAUGCGCGACGCUGGGAAAAGUUGGAGUGAGAUUGCCAAGACCUUUCCUACUCGAACUGAGGGUAGUGUGAAGAAGCAUUGGUACAAGGACAUGCACUACGCCGAGUUUGCAGAAGAUGAAUCCAUAGCGCUACGGGAGGCUAUUAAGGAAUACGAGGCCAACAAAUGGAAAGUCAUUGGGCAGAAAGUCGGGAAGCCCGCCAAGGGAAAAGAGCACGGCCUUCCUCUCACUGUGCAUCCUAGUCAAGCUCCAUAUCAUCAGUGGCGCAAGUUCAAUGCUGCCGAGAAAGGCUCAACAGAGUCCAUAGCGACAUAUCACAGAUCUCAUAAUAUGCGAUGGGAUGAGAUUUACGUGGUGAUCCUACUGACACGUGGGAUGGGAAGCCAAAGCACCAUCGAGCGCAACAGAUGUCUCUCCACCAAGACUCCUUCCUUCGACAAGCCAAUUGACCGCCGUCAGAGUCGCCUGUUACGCUAUUUGGCACGGCCAUCUCCGUCGUCAUCAAGGAUGGAGCCGAAAAAUGAAGAAAUAAACGUAGCAGAGUCCAGCGAUAAGAACAAUUUCACUACCCCUUCCUUACGCGUGCCAAAUGAUGUACUGCCGAACGAUGGCGCUGCAAAUCAUAGCCGGCCUAUCGGCGCGCGCCUUGGUGAUUACGUGAAGCAAUUUGAACAACAACUGGUCGAGUACAACCUCGAAGCUCGUGGGAUUCAGCGAGUGGAGGAGGACGAACGGCUUUCUCUGACGUGGAUUGCGUACCUACAAGUGUUUCUAUUAUGGGUGUCUAUCAACCUCGCAGCGAACAACAUCACACUGGGGAUGCUUGGUCCGGCAGUCUACGAGCUCAGUUUUCUAGACUCGUCCCUCUGCUCCGUUCUCGGUGCCGUCCUCGGCUCACUAGCAGCUGCGUGGUCGGCCACUUGGGGUCCGAUCUCUGGGAACAGGACUCUUGUAGGAGCUAUUUUCUCUACACGCACUGCACGGGAUGUGGCUGAUUUUGGAAUUAUAUCAGGUCUUUGGACGUUACGCGAUGGGAUGGUGGCCAAGCAAGAUUGUGGUUCUCUUGAACAUCAUCCAGAUGGUUGGAUAUUGUCUGAUCGACUGCGUGGUGGGUGGCCAGAUUCUGUCUGCAGUGUCGCCGAACUCGAGCAUGUCGGUAGCAGAAUUGUAAUCGUUGCCAUUAUUAGCUGGGGGGUUGCUACAUUCGGUAUUAAAUUUUUCCACUACUAUGAACGGUUUGCCUUCCUGCCCCAGCUGAUUGUCAUCUGCAUUCUGUUCGGGGUAUCGGCGAAAAAAUACGAUCUCGCAAGCCCAUCUCAAGGUGACCCGCGCACCGUCACGGGGAACAGGUUGUCAUUCUUCUCCAUCUGCCUAAGUGCAGCGAUUACCUAUGCUCCUCUCGCGGCCGACUUCUUUGUCUACUACCCGCCACACACCCCGAAAGUGGUCUGUUUCGGCCUUACCUUCUUUGGUCUGGCUCUCUCAUUUACAAUGCCUUUCCUUGUUGGAAUCGGGCUGGCCAGCGGCAUUGCUACCCAUCCGGAGUACUCUGCCGCAUGGUCGUCCGGAGCUGGUGCACUGAUCGUUGAAGGAUUCGGUCCUCUGCACGGAUUCGGCAAAUUCUGUUCCGUCGUUGUCGCCCUGGGUCUGAUCUCGAACACGAUCCCGCCGACGUAUUCGACCGGAAUCGACUUCCAGAUCCUGGGACGCUACGCGGAGAAGGUACCGCGGAUCGCAUGGAACACGUUUGGCGCGGUGAUCUACACCGUCUGCGCCCUGGCGGGCAGGGAGCAUCUGUCGGAGAUCUUCACCAACUUCCUCGCCCUGAUGGGCUACUGGGUGGCGAUCUGGUUCGCGAUCCUGCUCGAGGAGCGGUACCUGUUCCGGCGGCGGCGACGGGGGUACAACUGGGCGGCGUGGGACGACCCGACCAAGCUGCCGAUCGGCCUCGCGGCGUUUGUCGCGUUCCUGGUGGGCUGGGCGGGUGCGAUCCUGUGCAUGGCGCAGAUCUGGUACGUGGGUCCACUGGCCAAGUUGGUGGGCGAGUAUGGAGCGGAUAUGGGCAACUACGUGGGCUUCUCCUGGGCAGCCCUUGUAUAUCCUCCACUGCGAUACAUGGAACUCCGUCGAUUUGGGAGGUAG